GCCCUCGUUAUAUAUAAGUGUACGAACGAUGUGAGCACUAUCCGAUGUCGUUUUAAACACACGCAGGGCGCCGGGAGCGAGAAAGGAGCUGCUGGGGGUGGUGAAAAGAAAAAGGGGGUCGGUUGGUCUCUUUCUCUCGGAGACUGUACGGACGCCGGUGGCGGUGAGUACCAAUAAGUAGCAACCGAUUGAUUGAUUUCGAGCCCUGCAAAUCUAUCUAAUCGUAGCUUGGAUAGAUUUAUGGGAGAGAUCGUAGAGGAGGAGGGGCCCGAUGUGGGCGACGCUGAUCGCAAUGGAGAAGUAGAUAACAAUAAUACAGUGGAAGUCAUUCUCCGAACCGUCGGCCCCGCUCGCCCCUCUCGCUUCCGCGUUCCCUCUACCAUCAAAGUGUGUGAUUUGAGAAGAUUGAUUUCGGGAAACGAUCGUCUACCCAUUGAUCAUUUAAGGCUUAUUUUGCGAGGGAAUGUAUUGCAUGACAACGACGAAAAUGGGAACCAUGUCUACCUACGACUUAAUGAUGGCGAUUCCCUAAUUGUUGCCGUCAAACCGAAGCCACCAAUUAAACAUCUUCGUGAGGGAUUUGAUGAUGAAGACGACGAUGAAGAUCUGAAGUUUCAGCUCCCACAUUCAUCAAGCAGGUGGAAAAGGAGGCUUUACUCUUUUCUACAUGAUAAGUUGAAGCUUCCAGAUAUCCUUUUGAUGGCGAUUCUUUCUCUCAGUCUAAAGGCAUGGGCCCUUAUUGUCUUGUGGUUUAUCUUGGCACCUGUUGCCCAUAGAUGGGAUCUUGGACCUCUAUAUGUAAGUUCACUUCUUUAAGUUUGUCCUUUUUGU
Juglans regia (Persian walnut) is the source of this 831-nucleotide messenger RNA. RefSeq lists its product as uncharacterized. The record is from RefSeq and is a predicted model, not a curated record. The transcript is spliced from 5 exons. The coding region runs from base 241 to 816 and encodes 191 amino acids. Lineage: Eukaryota; Viridiplantae; Streptophyta; Magnoliopsida; Fagales; Juglandaceae. Gene Ontology annotation, molecular function: protein binding.